UCGAGAUCGGGUCUGGGUGGCGCGGAUCAGGCCUGGGGCGGCAGCGGGGGCGCAGUUGGUGGUGGCUGUGGCGCGAGGCAGUAUGACUUGAGGCCGUGACCAUGGAUUUUUCUCGGCUUCACAUGUACACCCCUCCUCAGUGCGUGCCCGAGAACACUGGCUACACCUAUGCCCUCAGUUCAAGCUACUCUUCUGAUGCGCUGGCUUUCGAGGCUGAGCACAGACUGGACCCCGUGUUCGAUUCUCCAAGAAUGUCCCGCCGUAGUCUGCGGCUGGUCACCACCACGUGUGCUGUGGAGGAUCGCCAGGCUGGGGAUGCUCACUCCUGCACCAACAGCGCUGUGUCCCUGGAAGACCGCGUGGCCAGAACAGUAAAACAGCGCAGGAGUGCAAGCAAGCCAGCUCUUAGUGUAAACCAUAGCUCGAGGAAGGCUGUGUCCUGUGCCGCAGGCCGGAGUGUCGCUAGCACGCUGUCAGGGGCGGCCUGCCUGCGGCCUCCCGUGCUGGAUGAGUCUCUGAUCCGUGAACAGACCAAAGUGGACCACUUCUGGGGUCUUGACGACGAUGGAGAUCUUAAAGGUGGAAAUAAAGCUGCCACUCAGGGAAACGGGGACCUGGCAGCAGAAGGCACCAGAAGCAACGGCUACACGUGCAAUGACUGCCUCCUGCUGUCCGAGCGCAGGGACACUCUCACUGUGCCCUCGGCCCCCCAUGGGGCGUCGCCGAGGCUGUACUCAAGGAACAUGAGUCAGAAACAGGAGUCUGUCGCUUUGAAAGGCGGUGCGCCUUUCCACACGGAUAGGAUUUUGUGGCUGGCCAAGAACACUUCGUCAUCCUUGUCAUCAUUCUUAGUCCAGCUUUUUCGAGUGGUUUUAAUGAAGCUCAAUUAUGAAUCAGAAAAUUACAAAUACAAAUUGAAAAGUUACGAAUCAAAAGAACGUGAAUCAAAAAGCUAUAAAUCAAAAAGCCAUGAAUCAAAAGCUCAUUCCAGUCACUGUGGGACAGUGCAUGUAGGAGGGCUUCUCAGAGAGGACGGCCACCUCAGUGUGACAGGGGAGUCCUUGUGUGAUGACUGUAAGAGGAAGGAACUCCUUGAGACGCACACAGCUGUCCGCUUGCAGUCCUCGAGUCCUAAAAGGGUAGCAGGGGCCAUUUGGCACAUCUUUUCUUAUGCAGGUCACCUGCUGGUGCAGACGCUGCGAAGGAUCGGCGGCUGGGGAUGGUCUGUGUCGAAGACACUGUUGUCGGUCCUCUGGUUGGCUGUGGUGGCUCCAGGGAAGGCAGCCUCUGGAAUAUUCUGGUGGCUAGGGAUUGGAUGGUACCAGUUUGUUACUUUGAUUUCCUGGCUGAAUGUGUUUCUUCUUACAAGGUGCCUUCGAAAUAUCUGCAAGUUUUUAAUCUUGCUCAUUCCAUUAUUACUUUUACUAGGUGCAGGUCUGUCCCUGUAUGGCCAGGGGGACCUCCUCUCAGGCCUGCCUGUAUUCAACUGGACGCGCGCGUACGGAGCCUGGUGGGUGGGCAGCCCCGAAAGCACGUUCACACCAGAUGCGUCUCACCUGCACCGGCCGCUGGAGGAGGGAGACCAGGCUUACCACUGGCAUCGGAUGAGUGAAGUGGAAAGGGAGAUGACCUUGCUGUCUGGACAGUGUCGCAGCCACGACGAGAAGCUUAGAGAACUGGCUGCUGUGCUUCAGCAUCUGCAGGCGCGGGUGGACCAGAUGGACGGCGACACCGAGGGGACACUGUCCUUGGUUCAGCGUGUGGUAGGGCAGCACUUGAAGGAAAUAGGUGCCGACAGACUGUCGGGCUCUCAGAGUGACGCUGUGACUGUCCGCCAAGAGCAAGAGUUGCGCCUCUCCAACCUAGAAGACCUUCUUGGAAAGCUGACGGAGAAAUCUGAGGCCAUCCAGAAGGAACUAGAACAGACCAAGCUGAGAACAGCUAGCGGCGCCGAGGAAGAGGAGCGCCUCCUUUCUGUGGUCACGCACCUGGAGCUGGAGCUCAGUCGGCUGAAGUCCGAACUGUCCAGUUGGCAGCAUCUGAAGAGCAGCUGUGAGGAGGUCCGUAGCAUCCACGGAAAGGUAGAUGCCCAGGUCCGAGAAACCAUCAGACUCCUGUUCUCGGACGGGGAGCAGGGCGGGUCCCCAGACUGGCUGCUGCAGGCGCUGUCUUCUCGGUUCGUGAGCAAGGACGACCUGCAGGCUCUGUUACGGGAUUUGGAGCUGCAGAUCCUGAAGAACAUUACGCACUACAUCUCCGUGACGAAGCAGGUUCCGGAUUCUGAAACUGUGGUGUCUGCUGCCAAGGAGGCGGGGGUUUCGGGAAUCACGGAGGCGCAAGCACGCGUCAUUGUCAACAAUGCUUUAAAGCUGUAUUCCCAGGAUAAGACUGGCAUGGUGGACUUCGCUCUGGAGUCUGGCGGUGGGAGCAUCCUGAGCACACGCUGCUCUGAGACAUACGAGACCAAGACUGCGCUCAUCAGCCUCUUUGGGAUCCCGCUCUGGUAUUUCUCACAGUCCCCACGCGUCGUGAUCCAGCCUGACAUCCAUCCAGGUAACUGCUGGGCGUUCAGAGGCUCGCAGGGCUACCUCGUGGUCCGGCUCUCCAUGAAGAUCCGCCCCACCACCUUCACCCUGGAGCACAUACCGAAGACCCUUUCGCCCACGGGCAACAUCACCAGCGCCCCCAAGGACUUCGCCGUCUAUGGAUUAGAAAAUGAAUACCAAGAGGAAGGGCAGCUUCUGGGACAGUUCGUGUAUGAUCAGGAAGGGGAAUCACUCCAGAUGUUCCACGUUCUGAAGAGACCUGACGGAGCUUUCCAGAUAGUAGAGCUUCGGAUUCUCUCCAACUGGGGCCAUCCUGAGUACACGUGUCUCUAUCGGUUCAGAGUUCAUGGAGAGCCGGUCGAGUAGAGACCCUCCUGUGGUUCUUGUACAUUUUGUAUAUAUGGGGACAGCCUCAAACACUGGAGCCCUUCCUGAACCAGGCACCCGGAGCAUCGGGAGGAUGUCACCCCUCAAUAAACGCUGCCGACUGCCAGUGGGGGCUGACGCCCAGCUUGCUCUUCUGUCCGCAGGAAACCCUGCCUGGCGAAUGCCUGGCUUCCCCGAGACCAGCUGGCCACGGCGCGUCUCUGCGGGAAUCCGGCGGAAUGCGUAGUUGUUCUGGGGUUUGUUUUUGAACAGAAAGCUCUUGAUACUUGUAUGCUCUCGGCAUCAGGAACAGAGAUAGUGAAGUUAAAGGUCAAAGUGUUCUUGAAGGUUUGAUAUUUAGCCUUUCACUGGCCCGUCUAAAGGACUUUGGGGGCAGACCUGUUCCAUCCAGCACACAUUUCUUUCAGGGAAAAACGUCACCAAAUUUCAGAGUUCUGAACUCCUUUCCUUUAGGAGAGGGCUGCUUCUUUAUUCAGCAUCAGUAGUUAGUUUAAGUUCCCAGGUGGAGGAAGGGAAUAAUUUUUUCUACUUAGUUUGCUCCUGCUUGAGAAAGACUUUCAGAGUCAGGCCUGGGUGUGUUGUUUCUGUUCAGAAUCCGGGAUGGGUUGGUUUGUUGUGGGCUUGAAGUGGGUCUGAUUUGAGAAGGGUGGUGGUCUGGACCUCAGCCAGUGCUGGAACAGAGGGCUCAAGUCUCAGCAAGUCUCCGCCCUUUGGGGCCACCCUGGAAUUGGACCUCACAGUGUCCAUAGGAGCCCAGAAAUCCAACCUUGGGGAUGUCAUCAGGUUUUGUUUUAAAUCUUGCUGCAAAGUUGAACACUAAUGUGCUCCCAGUCUUUCAGAAUCUUCAGUUUUUACUCUACUGAUGGUUCUCCAAGGACACUGUCCAGUGUGGCAAAUUCACCAUUAUGUUGUAGGUUUAUAAUUUUUCUUACGGCGGCACUUUUCUUCCUGGCUUUCGUCAGGAUUUGCCUCUUAAUACAAAUGUCGGCCAUUCUCAAUUCCUAGGAGACUUGUUUUGUUUAUAAUUAAUAUUUAAUAUUUAGACUAUUUUACUGAGCAGACUUUAUAAAUGAGAUAUUUGCAAGGCACUUAAAGUGUUACAGAUGUUUUAAAAAUUAUUUAAGUUUUAUUGGGUUAAGACCGUUCUUUCCGUGUUCUCAUAAACACUGUAUUUUCAGAAACAGAAAGUGAUGGUGCUGACUGGGGUUUUAUGUGUACUGCACAACUGUCCUCAACUCCAUAAAGUAGCAUUUUUUUUCACUUUUAGAAUUGGGACUCAAUAAUGCCUAUGCAGUUUAGUUGGAUAAAAUGUAUACAGAUGUUUCAGAUAUUACAGGAUAAAUAUAUAAGUCAAAAAUUUCCUAUAUAAAACUAAAUUUGGGAGUUGGGGUGGAAAUAUUUUGAAUAUUUAUUUUUAAAGAUGCAGAAUAGGACUUUGUGCACGGUAUUUUUGUAAAUGCUUUUCAAAAUACUUGUCUUUGGUAGUGCUGCUUUUGCUGCCACCAAAUUGAUAAGAUGCUAUUGAAAUGUUUAAAUAAAGAGUUUAAAUUUUUAAAA
This is a messenger RNA of Neogale vison (American mink), 4490 nucleotides long. It is a transcript of the gene SUN1, whose product is annotated as Sad1 and UNC84 domain containing 1. Gene Ontology annotation, molecular function: protein-membrane adaptor activity. NCBI's taxonomy places the organism in Eukaryota, Metazoa, Chordata, Mammalia, Carnivora, Mustelidae. The record is from RefSeq and is a predicted model, not a curated record. The transcript is spliced from 23 exons. The coding region runs from base 102 to 2912 and encodes 936 amino acids. Gene Ontology annotation, cellular component: meiotic nuclear membrane microtubule tethering complex; nuclear envelope. Gene Ontology annotation, biological process: nuclear envelope organization.